AUGCAGUUCGCAUUACCUCCGCGGCGGAGCCCGCAUCCUCUACCUCUCUCCCGUUCCUCUCGAAUGUCAUCCUACCGCAGGAAGCAACUAAAAUCGGUAGCUGUCCUGGCAUUCGCAAUAUUAUCCCUACUUUAUCUCCUUCACUACCUCUCCUCCUCAGCCUCCACAUCCGUUGCAGCUCCGGCAGGUACCUCUGGUGUCGUGCUCGUCACACUGCUAGAUUGGCAACGGUUCAGCGAGAGCUAUCUCAAAAAGAUUGUUGCAAACCGGGAGGAUUACGCCAAGCGCCAUGGCUAUACCAACUUCUUUGCAAGUGUCUCGGAUUAUGACGACGCCGUUGGUGAUGCCCCAAUGAGCUGGGCUGUUGCACCGGCCAUCCGCCAUGCCAUGGCUACACAUCCUCGCUCGGCAUAUUUCUUCCAUCUUGCUACUAAUGCGUUGAUCAUGAAUCCUACCAAAUCCCUCAAGUCUCACAUUCUGGAGAAGGGACGUCUUGAAGACUUGAUGAUGAAGGAUGUGCCCAUUGUGCCGCCAGAUAGUAUCAUCAAGACGUUCGCGCACCAGACGGAAAAGGAUGUGGACCUUAUCAUCACUCAAGACAGUGAAAAUUUGAACCCCGGGAGUUUCAUUUUGAAGAAUGGAGAGUUUGCCCGUUUCUUCCUAGACGUCUGGUUUGACCCGCUCUACCGCAACUACAAUUUUGCUAAGGCGGAAACACAUGGACUGGAUCACAUCAUGCAGUGGCACCCAACUGUGCUUGCUCGAACCGCGUUGGUCCCUCAGCGCAUUCUGAGCUCCUAUAGCAAUAGCUCGCCGGGUGCUUCUUCGGAUGGUACCUAUAAAGACGGUGAUCUCGUGAUUCAAUUCCAUGGGUGCGAUGAUGAAGAGGGGAACCGGGACUGUGCUCACGAACUCGACCCAUACUAUAAGCUAUGGGAGAAGAAGACGCAGACCGAUUAA
This is a messenger RNA of Penicillium vulpinum, 960 nucleotides long. Its product is annotated as putative alpha-1,6-mannosyltransferase subunit. Lineage: Eukaryota; Fungi; Ascomycota; Eurotiomycetes; Eurotiales; Aspergillaceae. Gene Ontology annotation, molecular function: alpha-1,6-mannosyltransferase activity. Gene Ontology annotation, cellular component: mannan polymerase complex; Golgi membrane. The transcript is spliced from 3 exons. Gene Ontology annotation, biological process: protein N-linked glycosylation. The coding region runs from base 1 to 960 and encodes 319 amino acids. The record is from RefSeq and is a predicted model, not a curated record.